CCUGUCCCAACUACCACUUCAGUCAUGACCCAGACUAUCAUCGAAAGGUCGGUAUCUUUGACGGUCCUACCGAACCUCCGUCCCUUGUGAUCUGCAUAGGAUGAUUUUGGACUUUCAGCACCUUUAUGCCUUCUCAACGUGAUAGAGAUACCAAGAUGAACGAGCUCGGGUCAAACAAGGAUUUUUUCCAGCCGGGUGGACACUUCUUUUACUCAGUCCAAGUCGGACCUGGGGUUGUUGUGACGCCGACAACUUAUCUGGGCGACAAGAGUGAUAUAUCGACUUCCUCUCAACUUCUCUCAACUUCAGUUCUUCAUUUUUUUAUCGCCUUCUCAAAGACCAAUCGAGUGUACCUGCACCACAGCGCGAGAAGCCAACAAUGAGCAGUAAUUCCGCUGCGACCAACCAGAAGGAUGUCCUUGUCAUCGGGGCUGGCCCUGGGAAUCUUGCACUGGCACAAAUCCUGAGGAAACAUGACAUUCCAUUCCAAAUCUUUGAGCGUGAUGAUAAGAUUGAUCCUCGCCGUCAAGGAUGGUCAUUUGCCUUGAUUGAAGCGCUGCACGAGCUACCGCCGCUGAUCUCAGAUGAUCUCGGUGACAUUCACACGACGAGCGUAAAUCACAACAUUGGAGUCAACAAAGACACCAUGACGAUCGUCCAAGCAGCGUCUGGCCAGAUCAUGGCUGUUCUGGGGAAUCGCCUCCCCGACGAACCGGGACAUCUCAUCAGGGGCGAUCGUCAACGUUUGCGUGAGUACUUUUCUCAGCAUCUUGACCUGCAGGUCGGCAAGAUCUUCUCACACUACGAGGAGGACGCGGAAGGGGUCACGGCGUUUUUCACCGACGGUACUUCCGCCCGAGGCUGUAUGCUUGUUGGCGGUGAUGGACUUCGUUCCAAAGUCCGAGAACAACUUUUGGCAGGCUACACCGAACCCGACGCCGCCAAACUCGAGCCGAGCCAAUGGAUUCCCAUAUUCGGACAAUGCGAGUUGUCGCGAGAGCAAUUUGAACCAAUACACGACUUCUCCUCUGCAGGUAUUUUGGCCGCUGGACCAACGAUACGAUAUAUGAUUGGACCCAGGGAGAUCCAAGCCGAUAGAUCUUCUGCCUCUUACUACUGGGCGGGAGCCUAUGCCAGCCAGGGCGAAACUCAGAGCGAAUGGGCAGCAGAAGCGGAGUGGGUUCAGAAUGCAACCAGACAGGAAUUGUUCGACAGGAGCAAGAAACUGACCGAGAACUUUGCACCGUUUCUGACCAAGAUAAUCGACUACACGGGAGUCGAAGGUAUGCUCACCCGGCCACCUCGAUUCAUCGAGUACGUGUCACCCAGACAGCUCCCUCGUGGCCGAGUCACCCUCCUCGGCGAUGCUGUUCACACGAUGGUCCCAUUUCGUGGGCAGGGGGCAAACACCGCCAUCCGUGAUGCCUGUGACCUGGGUAGGUUGUUGAUCAAGGCAGGUGGUGUCCCCCAGGCGCCCGAGGAUCUGUUGCAGGAGUAUGCUAGCAACAUCUUGCCCAGAGGUCGGGAGAUGGUUCUCUCAAGUCGAGCUUCCGGCCAGCAGCUUCAGGGCGUCUUGGCCGCGACCAAAGGACGUGUGGAUACCUUUGUGGGUGCAGGAAGUCCUCCGUCAGGUGUUAUUCCUCUGGCUGGAGCUCACGCCUGAGAGCAGGCCAUCGGCAAGAUGAAGCCAUGAAGUCGUUCAAUCUACC
Exophiala oligosperma is the source of this 1709-nucleotide messenger RNA. RefSeq lists its product as uncharacterized. Gene Ontology annotation, molecular function: FAD binding. NCBI's taxonomy places the organism in Eukaryota, Fungi, Ascomycota, Eurotiomycetes, Chaetothyriales, Herpotrichiellaceae. The coding region runs from base 380 to 1663 and encodes 427 amino acids. The record is from RefSeq and is a predicted model, not a curated record. The transcript has 4 exons.